Molecule: messenger RNA, 1428 nt
Organism: Aspergillus terreus NIH2624
Lineage: Eukaryota; Fungi; Ascomycota; Eurotiomycetes; Eurotiales; Aspergillaceae
Product: class-II fumarase/aspartase family protein
Exons: 2
Coding region: 1-1428 (475 amino acids)
Molecular function (GO): catalytic activity
Source: RefSeq, a predicted model, not a curated record
AUGUCGCUGUUUACCCAAAUAGCCCGACUGGCUCGGGCGCAGCCUCGCAUCCACCUCAUCACUCCGCGCCGCUCCAUCGGCUCCGUCAGCGCAAUCGACUCGAGUAUCUUUCGCACGCUGUUUGGAACAGAAGAAAUCCGCAAGGUCUUCGACGAUGAAGCAUACAUCAACCGCUGCAUCGACGCCGAGGCCGCCCUCGCGCGGGCCCAAUCGCGCUGCAACGUGAUCCCGCCACAAGUCGGGGAGAUGGUCACGCAGAAAGCCAUCCAUUCCAAGCUCGAUCUCGACCGGCUGCGGCGCGAGACCGAGAUCGUGGGCUACCCGAUCCUCCCGCUGGUGCGGCAGCUAUCAGCGAUGUGCGGCGAGGAGGCCGGGCGGUACGUGCACUGGGGCGCGACCACGCAGGACAUCAUGGACCUCGCCAGCGUGCUGCAGAUGAAAGAAGGUCUCGUGAUCGUGGAGCGGCUGCUGCGCGACAUCAUCGCGACGCUGCGCGAGCUGUCGGCCAAAUACCGCGACACGCCGAUGGCCGGACGCACGCACCUCCAGCACGCGCUCCCCGUGACGUUCGGGUACAAGUGCGCGGUCUGGCUGUCCGGGUUCCAGCGGCACCUGGAGCGGCUGGAGCAGCUCCGCAGCCGGACGCUGCUGGUGCAGUUUGGCGGGGCGGCGGGAUCGCUGGCGUCGCUGGGGGACGGCGACGACGGGCUGCGCGUGCGGCGGGCGCUGGCCGAGGAGCUGGGACUGGCGGACCCGCCGAUCACCUGGCAUGUGGCGCGCGACGGGGUCGCGGAGAUAGCGAACUUUCUGGCGCUGAUGGGCGGGUCGAUGGGCAAGCUUGCGCUGGAUAUUAUUGUCAUGUCGUCGAACGAGCUGGGCGAGGUGUCGGAGCCGUUUGUGCCGCACCGCGGAGCGUCGUCGACGAUGCCGCAGAAGCGGAAUCCGAUCUCGAGCGAGGUUAUUCUUGCGGCGUCGAAGGUGCUGCGGUCGAAUGCUGGGCUGGUUCUGGAUGGGAUGGUCGCUGAUUUCGAGCGUGCGUCGGGGCCGUGGCAUCUGGAGUGGGUUGCGGUGCCGGAGAGCUUUGUGAUUGCGGUGGGAGCACUGUCGCAGACGCAUUUUGCCCUGUCGGGGCUGUGUGUGCACAGUAAGCAGAUGCUUGAUAAUCUGCACUCGACGAAGGGGUUGAUUGUGGCGGAGGCCGUGAUGAUGGGGUUGGCGCCGCAUGUCGGCCGCAACAAGGCGCAUGAUAUUGUCUACGAGGCGUGCAGGGAAAGCAUCGAGAAGGACCGCACACUGUUGGAGUGUUUAUUGGAGAAGCCAGAGGUGACUUCGAAGAUGAGCACGGAGGAGGUCAGCAAGCUGUGUGACCCUGUCAACUAUUUGGGGGCAUCUGGCCGGAUGGUGGACGACGUGCUUGCUGUGGACUAA